Haliotis rufescens (red abalone) is the source of this 5397-nucleotide messenger RNA. Its product is annotated as putative polypeptide N-acetylgalactosaminyltransferase 10. Lineage: Eukaryota; Metazoa; Mollusca; Gastropoda; Lepetellida; Haliotidae. Bases 330 to 2129 code for a protein of 599 amino acids. The transcript has 12 exons. The record is from RefSeq and is a predicted model, not a curated record. Gene Ontology annotation, cellular component: Golgi apparatus.
GAGGCGCUGAGAGUAAACAAUAUGGCGAGCACCUUCCUAACGUGCUCUUACCAACAACAAAGUUCGAUCACUGUCACGUGAAUGUUUAUCCUCAAAGUACAAAUCGUGUCCUCAAUCGCAACACAUUUGAAGAAUUUUUUAGUAAUAGCAGGAUAGUCUGACGGGUGCACCAGGUCAGCCGAUCGAACGGGCACCGCUAGGGAGACUCUCUUCUUCUGUCACUGUCUCCCCGGGGCUAACUUCAGUACAACAGUCGAACUAGCACAGGACACGUUGCAUUUGCUCGGGGUCUGCGGUUUAGGACGAGACAACAGUUGUUGUUUACAACGAUGAGACGGAAUACAGUCACUCUGAUCAAAUAUAUCCUGGGAGGAACCAUCUUUUUCCUGGUCGGCCCCUUCACCCUGCGUUAUCUGUUCGGGGGGAAAGGUGCACGUGAAGACUUUGUUGAUGCUGAUGUUAAUCUGCCACACCCACACGAGGGGGAGAGACAAGCAGACCUUGCUAGGGGUGAACUCAAGCAGGUUGACUGGCAUGACUACAAGCUUAUAGCUGAGGAGCAGCAGCGGAAGGGCCCAGGGGAACAGGGUUCUGCAGUGAUACUCUCAACCGAGGAUGAACAGAAGAAGAAUGACCUGUACAAAGUGAAUGGAUUUAACGCAUACGCCAGUGACAAGAUCUCCCUACAGAGGGCGCUGAAAGACAUACGACAUCCAGACUGUCAAAGGAAGAAGUAUGUGAACAAGUUGCCGACUGCUAGUGUCAUCGUCCCCUUCCACAACGAGCACUGGUCCACGUUGUUACGGACCACAUACAGCGUCAUUGACCGGGCACCCAAACACCUCAUCCAUGAGGUCAUCCUGGUGGAUGAUUUCAGUACUAAGGAGUUUCUCAAGGAAAAACUAGAAAACUAUGUGAAGGAUAAUUUUGACAAUGUGAAGGUUGUCCGUGCGGAGAAGCGUGAGGGUUUGAUCCGAGCUCGUCUGCUCGGGGCGAAGGCAGCAACUGGCGAUGUCCUCAUCUUCCUCGACUCCCACGUGGAGGCGAACAUCAACUACCUCCCUCCACUACUGGAGCCGAUAGCUCUCAACAAGAAGACAGUGGUAUGUCCUUUCAUCGACGUCAUUGACUAUGAGAACUUCGCCUACCGCGCCCAGGAUGAGGGUGCACGGGGAGCGUUCGACUGGGAGUUCUUCUACAAGCGAUUACCUCUCCUCCCUGAAGACAAGAAACAUCCAGCUGAUCCAUUCAAGAGUCCGGUGAUGGCUGGUGGACUGUUUGCUAUCGACCGGGAGUGGUUCUGGAUGAUGGGGGGUUACGACCCGGGACUCGACAUCUGGGGUGGGGAACAGUACGAGCUUUCCUUCAAAAUCUGGCAGUGUGGAGGUGAAAUGGUGGAUGCCCCCUGUUCCAGGAUUGGACAUAUCUACCGCAAGUUUGCUCCAUUCCCUAAUCCUGGAGUGGGUGACUUCAUAGGCAGAAACUACCGCCGUGUUGCCGAGGUGUGGAUGGACGAGUAUGCAGAGUUCCUGUACAAGCGCCGCCCCCACUACCGCAAUGUCGACACCGGGGACAUCAGCGAGCAGAAGGCCAUCCGCAACAAGCUCAAGUGUAAACCAUUCAAGUGGUUCAUGGAGGAAGUUGCAUUCGACCUGGUCAAAGUGUACCCACCAGUUGAACCAGAGCCAAUGGCGGAUGGAGAGUUGAGGAACAAGGCCAGUAACUUGUGUGUGGACACUCGCUUCAAGGGAGCCAAUGAGAGGUUUAACCUGGAGCCGUGUAUCAAGGAUGGAGGCGGGGCUAAUGGAGAGCAGACGUUUGAGUUCUCUUGGCAUAAAGACAUCCGUCCAAAGAAGAGAACAGUCUGCUUUGAUGUGUCGCAGUCUAUGAAGAAAGCUCCUAUAAUCCUUUUUAACUGUCACAACAUGUUAGGCAACCAGCGCUUCAAAUACAAAGUAGGCACGUCUCAGAUCUACCAUCCUGUGAGCGGACAGUGUCUGGACGGCGACCCUGCCAGCCACGAGAUGUUUAUGAACCCGUGUGACGAGUCAAGCGAUACACAAAAAUGGCAAUGGGAAAAAAUGAAUACAACAAUAGUUUUAAAAGAUUGGGAUAUUCCUUUAGAUUAAUGAAAUUAUAAACUUAUUAAGUUUAAGAAAUGAAUUAAUUCGCUCAAGCAAUAUGUUUUGUUUGUUGAUUAUAUUAUGGUAGGCUGACUGUGGUGUUUGGAUGAAGGCAGUGUGUGGGGUGUGAGGUCACAUGUUUACUCUCACAAUUUCAAGGUUGCUAUUAUGUUGAUCAGGUACUAUUGACGUGAAUGUACAGCUCUCAAAUGUUGUUGUAGUGCAAAUUAAAACCACCCCCCAUUUAAGUGUUCAUCAGUUCAGUGUUUACAUAGCUGUCAUCAAACAGUGGCUAUAAUUUCACAGAUAUUUUACGUGGGAUCAACUUUAACGUUUUGGGUGUAUGACAUGUGAAAUAGCAUGUCACGUAUGUAUAAGUAUUGAUGAAGCUCAUGUAAGGACAUGGAUGAAGUGCUGUGUCAGACAGUCUCAGUGGACGAAAGUCCCAACAACAUAGAAACAACAGCUAUAGAGCAAGGUACCGAUUUCUUAGGCUAAACUUGGAAAGGUUUCUCGGGCAUUGACUUGUCUCUUUAAUUACGGCGUGUCGGUCUUUUCUUUUGGCAAAAGAAAGUGUAUUUUUCAUAUUUCAAACUUCUGUUCCUUGGUCUCUUUAAAUACUGGAAGUAUUGGCAAUAUAUAUGAUUUACAAAUUUGCUGCGUCAAAUGAAGCAAACAGUCUCAUAUAUACUUGACGUUUGCAACUGACCUGGUAUUAAAGAGGUCAGUGUGUGCCCAAUUUUUUUUGUAUUUGUUAGUAUUCCUUGUGGGGAAAGAAAAAAUGUUCUUCAACAAUAAAUAAUAAACUGAAGUCCUACCUUCCCCUCACCUAGGAGAAAAAUGUGCUGGAGAAAUGUUUGUAUUUUCUUAUGCAGGCUUACCACAGGGCUAUAAACAUAUCUCAUUACACUGGGAGUUCGUUGGGAAGCGGAUUAAUCCAUUUCAAGAAAUAUUUUGCCAUUCCUCCUUGAUGGGAGCAAUCUCAUUAAAAUCAGAUCAUACUUCUUGCUACCGCUAAACAAAGAUCUGAGGACAUCCCAUUACAGGUCACGUCAGACCGACCUUUCGCGAACUUUGACCAGCCAAUGGAAUGACUGAUAAGAAGUCAAAAUUAGCCAAUCAGAAGGCAGCUUUCACACUAGUUUCAAACAGGAGACUACGCUUCGAAACAUAUUUUACCAUCUUCUCGGUUAAAAAAUCUAAAACUGAACAAAAAAUCAUUCUGGAAUAACUAAUAGAUGGCCCAGAUUGUAUGGAUACAGUCAUAAAACCCGUAACUGGCAUUUGGAAUACCACGUGUUAGAUUUUUUGAGGUUGCAUGAUUAGAAAACACAUCCUUACUGUCACUUUCCUGAUUUGGUAAGUGACGCUCUGAUUGAUCGGAUGAAAGGUCUUUUGACGUGACCCGCAAUGGGAUGUCCUCGUAUCUUUGUUUCACGGUAGCGGAACUAAGAUCUGAUGUUAAUGAAAUUGUCAUGGGAGAUGUUAGAAAGUUGAAUAAAUGGAACCACUCAAGAUUUAUCAGCACGUAAUCAGGACGUUUUUUUAUGUUUUGUAGACCCUGAUGCUUUGUUGACUGUUUUGUGCUGCAUUUGUGUUGGUGACAGUUGAUGAUGUUUUGUUAGAAGUUACAUGUUGUUCCUGAAGUAGAAAUGAGUUGGAAAUAUUUGUUAUGGUUUUCCCACAAUAUUACCCCGAUGUAUUUUUACACACAAUAACAUGAUCAAUGCAAAUCCUGUUAUGCUGGACAAAGUUUCCGAUUGCUGAUGAUUUGAUGAACCUAAAAUGAUUAGUUCAUUGUUGGUUAUUUCAAGGAUUCCAAGUAAUUAGUGUAUUAUUUCUCUUGACAAGACAGUAGGAUAAGAGGCAUGACAUGAUAUUGGGCUCAAAGCCGACAUUCAUCCUGAUUAUGAUCAUUGGUUUGUUGGCACCAUACCGGUACCGUCUCUUCUGGGUUUCCCCAAAGUGGUAAAUGUCCAAAACAUGUGUGUCUUUUUCCCCACAUGCUGUGAUAUAACUGAAAUACUGUUCACAGUGCCAUGAAGCACAACUCACUCACUCACUUGGGCAGGUUCUGUCACCUUCAGCAGCUGUGACAUGUACUAUGCAAGUUGUAGUCACUGAAUGCUUGUGGAAUGUAGACAGAAUAAGCGGAGCUUGACCAGGGGGAUGUUUCCUUGACAGCCAAUCGUGAAACCCAGUCAUGUGAUCAAGUUUAUGGAAGCCAUGACCUUGACUGCUACAUUUCAUUUUCAGUCAGGUGAUCAUAAAAUUCUGUCAUGUGACCAAGUUUCUGGCAGCCAUGACCUUGACUGUAGUGUCAAAUCAAAAUUGUAUUUAAAUACAAAAAGCUGUCCAAUCUACCUUAUUUGAAGCAUAUACAAAUUGUAUGUGAUAGUGUUAGGUCUUGUUUAGGAUUCCGUGCACUGAAGGACAUCUGGUCACAAACAUUGCACAUUUAAGGCUAAAAAAAAUAAGAGUCUUGGUUCUCAGGCACCACAUGCACCAUCAGAAAGUCUGCCGCAACUUUCGCUCUUAUUUCCAUUUUAAAUUUAAAUAUAACUUUUGGACUUGGAAUAUUUAAGGAUUUUUUUAUUUUAAAAAAAAAAUGGAAAAAACCCGAAACAUGCAGUGAACUUUAUGAUGAUGCCGGUGGUGCCUGAGAACCAAGACUAUUAUAUUUUUUUUAGCCUUAAAAACAAUGCGAUUAAAUAUAGAACACAGUUACUUCCCUUUCCAUGCGCACAGCUUUACUGCUCAUCUUGUGUUAUGGUCAAGGCGGAAAUGCCCUGUGAACUGCUAGUAGUCAGUUAUGGGGGGUCUGGAAAUGCUCUGUUCUCAUGGAUGUGUGAAACCCUGUAGGAAGCAGGAUGUCCUUGUACAUGUAUAAGGAAGGUGUAUGUGAUGUACAAAUGUCAAAAUGUCCCUUGUUUAAAUUAUGAUAAUUUUACAACUGUGAUGUUGAAGUAACCAUGACAACAUUCUUUGUAUAAUUCUGCAUUUACCAUAUGUGAUAUAUUAUAUUUGUGCAUCAUGUCAAUUUACAAAAUAUCUUGCAACCACAUCUGGCAUAAAACAUUGCCCCAUUGUUCAAAUAUGCAUGUUUAAGCUAAAAUAAAUAAUAGUCAUGGUUCUGAGGCACCGCCCGCAUCAUCAUAACGUUUGCCGCACGUUUUGUUUUCAUAUCCAUUUUCAAGAAAAAAAAAAAAAAAUCCUAAUGCAUGAAAACUUCCCUCAGAUGUGCACUGCUUUACUGCGCAAUGGGAGUUUGUAU